AGAUCACUGAAAUUGGAUGGUCUGGUAGAAGAAAAUUCAUUUGAUUCUUCAAAAAUCACAAAGAAGCAAAGUGUUAUACCUUACUCUCCAACAACUGGAACUUGUCAAAUGAGCCCAUUUGCUUCUCCCACAAGCUCUGAAGAACAAGAGCACAGAAAUGGACCAUCAAAUGGAAAGAGAAAAAAAUUGAAUCCUCUCAGUUUAACUGAAAGAAAGGAAUCUACAAUGGAAGACAAUGAUGAAUUCAUGAUGUUGCUAUCUAAAGUUGAGAAAUCAUCAGAAGAAAUCAUGGAGAUAAUGCAAAAUUUAAAUAGUAUACAGGCUUUGGAGGGCAGCAGAGAGCUUGAAAAUCUCAUUGGUAUCUCCAGAACAUCAUAUUUCUUAAAAAGAGAAAUGCAGAAAACCAAAGAACUGAUGACAAAAGUAACAAAACAAAAACUGUUUGAAAAGAAGAGUUCAGGACUUCUUCACAAAGAAUGUCGUCUUGACAGCUAUGAAUUCCUUAAAGCCAUUUUAAACUGAGGCAUUUAGAAGAAAUGCACUCACUAUGAGCAGCAACCUCUGCAUCUGCCUGAUCAUAUUUAAAGGAACAGAGAAAUAUUUGUAAUUAAUCUGCCCAGUAAAUACCAGCUCAUAGCACUAGGCAGGUGCGUGUCUAGAUAAAAUUUCUUGCAGCUAAUUUAAACUUUCUACACACACCAGUAGAUAAUCUCAAUGUAAAUAAUACAUUUCUUCUUGACCCUUUAACAUAAAGCCAACAUGUACAGGAGGAUCUUGUAUUCUGUAUCACAUACGUUUCUGUAUACUUUUAUCAUUUGUGGAUAGACUUAAUAAAGCAUAUGUGAAAAUGGCA
Propithecus coquereli (Coquerel's sifaka) is the source of this 853-nucleotide messenger RNA. It is a transcript of the gene ITGB3BP, whose product is annotated as integrin beta 3 binding protein (beta3-endonexin). The record is from RefSeq and is a predicted model, not a curated record. Bases 109 to 522 code for a protein of 137 amino acids. NCBI's taxonomy places the organism in Eukaryota, Metazoa, Chordata, Mammalia, Primates, Indriidae. The transcript has 8 exons. Gene Ontology annotation, biological process: CENP-A containing chromatin assembly; regulation of DNA-templated transcription. Gene Ontology annotation, cellular component: nucleoplasm.